CGCCGCCGCCUCCGCCGCCAGGCUGUCCUCCAAACUGUCCCCGGGCGUCGCGCCGCCCCGCCGCGCCGUGCACUUCAACAUCCCGGACAGUCCCGAGGCGGCGCGGCGCUUCCUGCAGUCGCAGAGCUACAGGCCGGGCACCGAGGCCCUCAAGGACGCUCAGCGGCGCAGGAGCCGCGAGCGUCAUGAGGACCCACCCAGUGAAGUGGAGGGGAACGGCGGUCCCUCCCACAGGAUCAAGGCGCUGCUGGACAUCACGCCGAAGGACUACGCCGAGGCGCAGCGCCUCAAGAAGAUGCUGAAGCGAGCCGUCAGCAGGCCGGACACCACCUUCGAGGACCUGAAGGCGUACAGGCAGGGCAUGAAGCGCCUCAGGAGGAUCGUGAGGGAGGAGCAGGAGCGGGAGAUACAGCAGCAGGCUCACCAGCACCGCCAGGACCAACUACAACAACAACAACAACAGAAACAACGACAACAACUGCAGGAGUUCAUGGACAAGCUCAGUUCGCCCUCCUACACCAGUCGCUAUGGCAGUAACAAAGACACCAGCAACACGCCCACUGUCUCCUACCGCUCCGCCGUCACCAGGGACCUCUCAGCAGCCCAGGAUAGACUGCAAACUGGCUACAAUUCAGGAUCAGGCGGGAGCUACAGUCGGUAUGGCAGCGGCGGGGACAGCAAGAUUACCCCCUCCCCCUCCCCAUCCCACGCCCCCUCCCCUGCUCCCCCUACCCCUACACGCGUGCGCCCCUCCCCCAUCACCUCCCCCACCACGCCCUCCCCCUCCCCCUACUCACGCCUGCCCUCCACCGCCAUGGACCGCUCUGGCUACGGUUCAGACGCCAAGUCCGGAUACGGGUCGGAUGUGAACCGCUCCGGGUACGGCUCCGGGUACGGCUCCGGCUACGGGUCCGGGUACGGUUCAAGCCGGUACAGCAACUACACGCGCAGCAAUAGUUACCUGCGGGACUCCGGUGGUGGUGGUGGUGGUGGUGGUGGUGGUGGUGGUGGUGGUGGUGCCUACCGCCCCGUGUACUCCCGCGAGAACAGUGACGCGGGGAGUGGCUGGCGGAGCAGAGUGUAUGGCACCUCCCGCCCCUCCUCACCCCCCAAGCCAGAGCCCACCACCCCCACCUCCACGUCUGCCACCCCCACCCGCACCCGCACCCGCCCCCAGCCCCUCACCACGCCCUCCCUCAGGAACAAAGCCCCCGCGGACUUCAGCUCAGCCGCCGAGACUGAUGAUGACGAUGCCACCACCACCACCACCACUUCUAAGACCACCACCACCACCACCGCCACCACCACCACUGCCUCCACCACAGCCACCACCACCACUACGACCACCACCACCAGGAGCAGGCCGCUGCGCCACCUGUCCGCCGUGCCGUCGCUGCCCGCCAAGCCUGUGUCGUCCCCCACCCGCGGCCUGGCCUCCCCCCCGCCCUUCAAGCUGUCCUCCAGGCUGGCCACGCCCUCCACCGAGCUGCACGCCGCCUCCUCCACGCCCGCGGCAUCCUCAAAGUGGCUCAAGGACAAGGACAAGGAGGAGGAGGAGGAGGCGCCCCCCGGCCCCCGUGCCGGCACCACCACUGCCGCCAGCAGCAGCAGCAGCAGCUCUGCGGCGGGCAGUGUGGGGCUGAAGGAGUGCCGCAAGUCGGUGCUAAACAUGGACAUCCGGCCCGGGGACACGGAGGCCAUGCGGCGCCAGCAGGAGGAGAAGCGCGAGGCCCUGCGGCAGCUGAGGCGGCAGCGCGGCGGCGAGGAGACCCGGCCCGCGGCACCACCUCCCGGGGCACGGCCAGGCCCUGCUGGUGCCGCGCAGGAGGCAGCCAAGGCCACCGCGGAAGAGAAAGAGAGGGAGAGGGAAAAAGAGAGGGAGAGGGAAAAAGAGAGGGAGAGAGAGAGGGAGAAGGAGAGGGAAAGGGAGAAGGAGAAAGAGAAGGAAGAUAAAGAGAAAAGGGAGCGGCGGGACGAGCGCCCCCCCGUGCCCCCAGCCAUGGAAAAGGCGUCCUCCAAGGGCAAGGUGGUGGAGAGGAAACAUUCCAAGGGCAAGGGUGACGCCCUGCGGAGGAGCGGCUCCUUGCGGCGGCAACGGCGCACCAGCAGGCCCAGCUCCACGUCCUCGUCCUCGUCUUCAGACAGCGAGGACGUGCCGCUGGUCACCGUGGUGCUCAGGCCGCGCCGCCGCCGCAGCUCACGGGAGGACAGUGAGCGCGCCUCGCCCCGCGCCUCGCCCCGCGUCCAGCGCGGCUCCUCGGGCGAGGUGGCAGAGAGCGGCCGCCGCGUGCGUCAGUCCUCCUCGGGCGCCGGCAGGUCCGCCUCGGGCACUGGGUCACGCGGCAGCCUGGCGGAGGGCGCUGCGUCACGCAGCAGCUCGCGCUCCAGCGUGCUGGGGGCGCGCCGCCUGGCCCUGGGCCCUGACAUUGACAUCGGGGAGAGCCCCGCGCCUGAACGCAGCCUGCCGGGCAGGGUGCGGCGACCCCCAGCCUCCAGCAGCAGCUCUGACUCCUCGUCUGACUCGUCGAGCGAGAGUGCCGGGGAGGAGGGGCAGUUCUUCACGCUCAGCAAGUCACGCUCCAUCAGGCGAUCCCGAUCCGCCGUGGGCCAGCCGCCCCCCUCACCGCCGACAAACAAAGUUGCAGCCCCCGCCCCUGUCCCGGCCCCCGCCGCCCCCUGUUCUUCCCCAUCACCCACCGCGGAGCUGGGGGCACGCACCAGUCCAGACGGCCGCGAGCAGGAAUCCCGGGCUAGCUCUGAGGGCGCCGCAGAGCCCCCCGCCGGCCUGGACCCCUUCGAGUGGCCCGACGAGGCCUCUGCGUCCCAGGGUGACCUCAGUAAGCUCUACCCGCGCCGCCAGAAGUCCGCGGCGUCCGUGGCCAGCGUGGGCGCUGCCAGCCGAAGCAACUCCCGCUCCGCCGUGGCCGCCGCCACCACCAAGAGUGACUCCCUGGAGGCCUUCACGUGGCCCGAGGGCAGCCCGGAGCUGCCGCGCAAGAACAGGGCGCCGCCACAGCGCGAGGAGGCAGACCAGGACAAGGAGGACAAGGAGGACAAGGAGGAGGAAGAGGAAGGGAGUAAAGAAGAGAAGGACAAGGAAGACAAGAAGGAGGAUGGCGGGGACGAGGCCUUUGUGUGGCCUGACGGGAGCCCUGAGCUGCCGCGGCGCUCCGUGAUGCGCAACACCUACGAGAGCGAGACGGAGCCCGAGCUGGCGUGGUCAGACGACAAUAACAAGACGGCGGCGUCGUCCAUGCCCGCCGUGGCGGAGGAGACGGAGGACGACUACAACUUUGAGUGGCCCAGCAGCCCAGAGCUGCCGCGCCGCCGCAACCCCUACGGCUACUCCAGCGCCUACGACACACAGAACGAGACGGAGGGCUUCGAGUGGCCCAGCAGCCCCGAACUGCCGCGCAUGAAGGACCCGCGCUACAUCAGCUUCACCGAGGACAUCGACACCCUGCUCUGCUCCGACCUGCAGGGAGACUUCCGCCAGAUGGAGACACUCAUGGGCUACUCACCGCCCCCCUCCCCAACCCAGACUUCCGCCUCCCCGGCCUCACCCACCUCACCCGCCUCACCCGCCUCCCGCACCACACGGGAGAAGGACCAGCAGCAGCAGCAGCAGCAGCAGCAGCAGGAGGAGAAGGUGGAGGAGAAGAAGGAGUCCCUGAAGCAGAGAGCCAGGCAGAACCUCUCCCACUUCAUCGGUAAACUCUCGAAUAUUGAUGACAUUUUGGGUGUUGUUCUUCGACCCAUCACCUCCCGCGCCACCACCACCACCACCACCACCACCCCCUCCACCCCCUCCACCUCCACCACCACCACCACCUCCACCACUAGCUCCGUGAAGGACGAGGGGCGCGGCAAGGGGAAGGAGGGGAAGGAGAAGGGGGGGAAGGAAGGUAAGGGGCCCACCUCCCCCCCUCCGCCCCCCGCCCCCCAGCCCCUCGCCAAAGUAAAGAGUAAAAAGAGCGGCCUGGAGGAGGUGCUGGCCAAUCAGGUGAAGGUACACGACGCCCAGGCAAACGUGGCAGAAAUUGACGAGAAUCUUGAGGAAUAUGAUGCCUCGGCAGUCAUUGUCAGGAAGAAGGAGAAGAGAGAAGUCCUGUCAGCUGAGAUCAUUCGUGCUGUGAAGGCUGGGCUGGAUGACGCCACGCUGCAGGUGUACCGGGAUGGUGACUACGGGACUUACCUGGACCUGGAGGCGUCACUGGCGGAGCAGGCGGAGGAUAUUGACGGCCUCACGGACAGCAAGAAGAACGCCAUUAUCCUGAGAACCCAGCUGUCUGUCAGGGUCCACGCCAUCAUAGAGAAGCUCCUGAACAGCGAGGGGCGAGAUCUCCGUCGAGCGCUGUUCUCCCUGAAGCAAAUAUUCCAGGAUGACAAAGAUCUGGUCCACGCCUUUGUGCAGAACGAUGGCCUUACCUGUCUCAUCAAGGUGGGGUCCUCAGCCGACCAGAACUACCAGAACUACAUACUCAGAGCAUUGGGGCAGGUGAUGCUGUACGUAGAUGGCAUGAAUGGAGUAAUGGAACACCGGCCAACUGUGCAGUGGCUGUAUUCAUUGGUGGCCUCCAAGUAUCGCCUGGUGGUGAAGACGGCACUCAAACUCCUGCUGGUGUUUGUUGAGUAUACAGAAAGCAACGCGCUGGUUCUGAUCGACGCCAUUAACACUGUCGAUACUUCUAGAGGGGAGUCGCCAUGGACCACUCUGAUGCGGCUGCUGGAGGGUCGUGACAGUCUUGAUAUGGAGCUGCUCACCUACGCCAUGACACUCAUCAACAAGACACUCAACGGCAUACCAGACCAGGACACCUACUAUGACCACACGGAUUAUCUGGAGGAGCAGGGCAUGGAGACGCUGAUUGCUAAGUACAUGCACAGGGCUGAUAGUGACCUGGACCUCCUGCAGCAGUUCACCAUUUAUGAGGCGGUGUUGGCGUAUGAGGAUGGUGAUGACAUUUGUCGAACUCGCACCAUUGACCCUUCUAUCAGACAAGUUCCCCGCAUCACCUCCAGCGACAGAGACUCCCUAGAUCGCCGCAAGUCAAAGAGGCACAACCAGACACCGCCACCACCACCCCCUGCCAAGAAUAGGAAGGGUGUUGGAGUCAACUUAGAAGACGGGAAGGCUCGACGCUCCAGUAGUGACGAUGACCACAUUACUGUCAUCAACAUCAAUGGUGACACGUACGGGAUACCACAGGACGACCUCUCUGGUGUUAAACAUGCUGAUGCAGGGGUGACGCCGGCCCUGAGAAGACGAAGAGAGAGGGCCGAGAGACACCGCACCUUCAUCAGUGAGCAGGAGACCAUUAAUGAGACCAGGCGCAGCUCACAGUCCUCCGACAAUGUGGAGGACGAGAACAGGAAGAACAGCGAACUCUCCGGGCUGAACAAACAGGCGUCGUGGAUGAUGGACAUGAUGUAUGGCAAGAGAGAUGACACGUCCGCCCGCCGCGACUCCCUCACCAACAUCCAGGACCUUGCCUCACGGAUAUCCAGCCUGCAGGAGAAGGAGGCGGUGGAGAACGGAGGCAGCACUGGGGUCAUUGCUGCUGAUGUCAAUGUGCAGGCGUCAGUCAAGGAGAUCCAGAACAAGAUGGCGGCAGUGGGCACCCCAGGUGAGGCGGCAGGGGCAGGGACUCGCAAGGGUGGCAGCAGCGGCGACUUGAGCGACCGCAUCAACAAGAUCAAAGACGGGCUGGCCAAGAGUCACUCCAAGGGCGAGGCGGCCAAGGAAACUGUCCCUGAACCCCCAAAGAAAUCAGAGAACGACAUACAGUGGGACCUUCUCAAAAAACACCUUAAUCGACCUUUGACCCUCUGCGACCUUGAUUUCAAUGACCUCACACCAGAAGACGAGACGCUGGUGCCUGUUAAAAAAGAAGAAGGGGUCCCGCCACCACCGCCACCACCUCCAUCGAUGGCUGGCGGCCCCCCUCCCCCACCACCACCCUUCGUCGUUCCUCCACCCCCUAACAUGCCUCCUGCCCCACCUGCGCCACCUGCCCCCCGCCCAGCGUCCCGGGCAGACACCCCCGCCCAGCACACAGACACUGAUGAUGCCUCCAGUCGACACCACAAGACCAAAAAGACUAUUAAGCUGUUCUGGAAGGAGGUGCGUGAGGACCCUCGCUUCAUGAUCUCCACCAUUUGGACCGACGUGGACCGGGUGCCCCUUGACACACAGCGGCUGGAGCACCUCUUUGAGUCCCGCGCCAAGGACAUCAUCACCAAGGAGAAGCAGCAGGACCAGAAGGGCGUGAAGGAGCUCAUCGUGUUAGACCCUAAGCGAUCCAAUGUCAUUAAUAUUGGGAUGACCAAACUGCCACCCCCUCGGACUAUCAAGACUGCUAUUCUCAAGAUGGACUCCUCGAUCAUCAACAGGGAGGGUAUUGAGAAACUGCUGACCACUAUGCUGCCCACUGCCGAGGAGAAGGAGAAGAUCCAAGAGGCAGCCAUCUCCAACCCUGAGCUGCCCCUGGGGUCGGCUGAACAGUUCCUGAUGAUGCUGGCGUCCAUCUCGGAGCUGCCCGCCAGACUCAAUCUGUGGCUCUUCAAACUGGACUAUGAGAACACAGAGAAGGAGGUAGCAGACCCCUUGAUGGACCUGAAGCAAGGUGUGGAGGACCUUCAGAAGAACAAGACAUUCAAGGUGAUCCUGUCGGUGCUGCUGUCCAUUGGUAACUUCCUCAAUGGGUCCGAGUCACGAGGGUUCCAGAUUGAGUACCUUUCUAAAGUGCCGGAGGUGAAGGAUACAGUGCACAAACACUCCCUCCUCCAUCACCUCUGCCACAUGGUCAUUGAAAAGUUCCCGGACACCACUGACCUGUACUCUGAGAUUGGCUCCAUCACCAGGGCGUCUCGGGUGGACUUUGAGGAGCUGGAGAACACCAUAGCCAAGAUGCAGGUGGACUGUAAGGCCUCCUGGGACCACCUCAAGGCCAUUGCCAAGCACGACGGCCCCACGCAAAUCAAACUCAAAAUGUCAGAGUUCCUAGCAGACUGUGCCGAGAGAAUCAUUGUCCUUGAGAUCAUCUACAAGAGAGUUAUGACAAGGUUCCAUCGCUUCCUGCUGUGGCUGGGAACACCUCUGCUGAUGACCCAUGAGGUGAAGGUCCAGCAGGUGUGUUCAGUGGUCAGCGAAUUUGCCCUGGAGUAUAGAACAUGUCGAGAGCGCGUCCUGCAGCAGAUCCAGAAGAAAGCAGCGCACAGGGAGAGGAACAAGACGAGAGGGAAGAUGAUUUCAGAGGAGAGUGAAUAUCGAGCCAACGGGAUUCUGAGACCUUGCCUAAAAAACAGAUCGAUGGAGAAGUUCAAGCGCUCCAAACAGACCAAGGAGGAGAAGGCAGACUCAGACCUCCGCCAGCUCCUCAACUAUUCUGACGUCUCUGACACCGACACUAUCCGAGGCAAGAACACCUGGAGAAGAACGCGGGAAGGCAAGACCCGCAGCAGGGGGGAGGAGAGCAUGGUGGAGGUGAUGGAGGGAGAGGACGCACUGUUGGACUCCCUAGUGAAGACUGCCACACAGGGACCCUCUGCCCGCACCACCCCAAGGGAACGGAAGCGAUCCAGGCAUGCCGACCGCAAGUCAUCUCGCCAGUCCGCUGCAUCAGGCACAGUGAAGCGCUCCAGAACCCGAGACCGCAACCUCAUUAAUGAGUUAGAGGCCCUACAGCAAGUUCAGCAGCUCCAUAUUGACUAGUCCCCACCCCAUGGCCGGCUCACCCCCCUUUGCGGCGAACACUCAAGAACGGACUGACGGAGGAAGAGAAAAGACUCCUGGCUAUCAUCGCAGCACAGACACGCUGAGACACCAACCACAGCACCACAGCACCACCACAGCACCACCACGGCCAUCACCAGCACUUCAGAACCUAAUAAAACUGGGUGUAAAGUGAUAUAAAGUGCAUGAGGACCAGUGCAGUGAUGUGUGUGGUGGUUGUGGUGAGAGUGGUGAUAGUGGUGGUGACAGAGGAGGUGGUAGGGAGCAGAUUAACCUAGUCUAGUCAAGGAAUAUUUGCUGGAAGGGUGACAUAGAAAGAGUAGAGAGGAUAGGAUAGUGAGGAAGGGAGAGAUGUGAAAUUGUUGUGUGUUUUGAGGUUAUUGUUGCUUCACACUGGCAAAUGAAGACAGAGUAGGAUGAAAAUGUGAGUUUAUAAUAGAAAAUGACAAUAGCUGAAGAUUUGAAGUGAGAUGAUUCUAUAGAGAGUAUUUUAUGAGUUUGUGGGUCUUAAUUCACACAGGCAAGGGAACAUAGAGAUUGGUUUGAUUUGAGCAAUUAGUAGAAAGUAAAGUAGAGCUAAACUGAAGGUAGAAAUUAAUGCAAAGAAUCUGUUGUAUUUUGAAGUUGAUGGAUAUUAAUUCACACAGAUAAAAAGAAGAUAGAAAAUGAUAAAAUGCAAGUUUUGUUUAUUAGAAGAAAACGCAAUAGAAAAAUCAAACUUAGCCAAUAUGUGACGAAUUUGUAUUAUGAAAAGUUUGUGAUUAAUUUAUUAUUACUCCAUAGAAAGAUAGUUUGCAUACAUUUUCAGCGCCUGUGUGUUGCAAAGUACCACUGUAUACACGAACGCAAGGCAGCCACACUCAAAACAAGUGUAAGAGAAGGAUUUGUAUACAUAUUGUUGCAUAUUUUAGUUACUUUAUACAAAAAAACAAAAGUCAAAGGAAAUAUAUCUGGAGAAACUACACACAUAUUCAGUGUCUGUGUGAGUGACAACAACAGCAAACAACAACAACAAACAACAGCUACAACAACAACAAACAUCAGUAAUAACAAACCAGUGAAAUGAAACACACACCACAUCACCAGAAAGUCAGUGAUCAACAGCACUCACCAAACACAACCUUUCCACGUCUUGGUGUAAAUAAACUGCUGAUCACAACUUACCACAUGACCUUACCUACACUACCUGACCUCCUGCGACCUUCCAUGACCUGACCUGACCUGUCCUGGCAUUCACACCCACGUGAGUUGGUUUCCGAGGACAGGUGUGUGGUCAGUCAGUCAGUCAGUCAGUAAGAGGCACACAAGCAGCACAUACAUACAAACAUACACUGCUGACUCUGUGAUUGCUGUGAGGUUGUGUGCUGAGUGUUCCUUCUCUUUCAGUCAGUAAACUCAGCAAGUCAUCCACAUUACAAGAAAUUAAAAGGAAAAUGAAGAGACAAAAUAGAAAAUAAAUCUAGACUCAUGAAUAAACCAUAGGUGAAGAAAACGGAAGAAAAGAAAAUGACUUAAAAGAAAGAAAAACAAGAGAAAGAAAAAGGAAAUGCAAAGAAAUAAGGAAGAAAGGAAGAGUGAAGAAAAAAAUGAAAAGAAAAUGCAAAAAAUGAAAUGAGGAAAGGAAGAAAGAAAACUAGAGACACAAAACAAGAAAAAAACACAAAAAACAAGAAACACACACACAAAAAAGACAACCCAACAGAUUUGGUGCUGAAAUAUAAAAAAACAUUUAUUUUAAGCACUGAUCCAAACCUCACAGCAACACAAACAGCAGGAGGAGGAGGAGGAGGAGGAGGAGAGGUGCUGAGUGCUGAGUGCUGACCUCUUACCAAUCCUUAUAGUCAGCAGUAGGUGGUCAGUUAAGCCUUAUUAUGCCUUAAGCAGGUGUGUGGCAGGCCCUCCCACACCUGCCAUCUGCUCAACACACCCGCAACACACCAGCGAGUCACAGAUGGCAGUGUUGUAAGCUGUGAUAGCCUGUCUGUGUGUCUGUGUGUCUGUGUGUCGUUGCCUCAACACUACUACACAUUUCCAAAUAUUGUCAUUAUCAAGAUUGGACGCGUUUUGGAUGAGAUUUGUUUGUGUCUGUGUGUAUGUGUGUAUGUGUGUUGUUUUUUGUUUCCUUUUUUUCUUUCCCUAAUGUUCUCUUCUUCCUCCUUUUUUUCCUUCUUUUCCUUUCCCAGUCUGAGCCAAAAUAAUUUAAUGGUGAAUUUGUUUUCUUUCUUUUACUAAUUAUGUUUUCCUCCUCUUAUUGUUCUAUUUGCUUUUUUCUUUUCUUCUUCUCUUUGUUCAGUUAAAUUUUCUCCCUUUCUUUACAUUUCCUUUUGUUUGGUUGUUUUCUUUUUCUUUCUUCCUUUCCUGCCUAGUUAAAUCUUCUUUUCUGUCUUCUUUUCUUUUGCUCUUUCCUUUUCUUUCUAUUUCUUCUUAAACUCAUUUUCUUCUUUCUUUUUCUCUUUUUUUCCUUCCUAUCUUUUUUCUAAUUUAAACGUGAGAGAGGGAGAUUUUUUAACGUGUUCCUAGACAUGAUUGUUUACAUUUGAGAGAAAGAAUACAUUUUUUUUCUUUUUCUCUUUAUGUCCUAAGAUGUUUUUAUUUAAGCUUUAGAGAGAGAAAGAAUAAAAUGUCUCUUCCUCUUCUAUUCUGUAUUUCCUUCAAUCUUUUAUUUGAACUUGAGGGAGAGAAAGAAUACAAUUUUUCUCAAUUUCCUUCAAUUUAUAUAAACUAGAGAGGAAGGCCAUUCAGUUUUCUCUUCUUUUCCUUCUAGUCUUCUUUAUUUAAACGUAACAAGAGAGGGAAACAAACUCCUUUUCCCUUCCCUUUGUUUCCCCACGUGGCUCACUGUAUAAUACUAAGAUAGACUAGUGUAGAGGAAAACAGUAAUACAUAAAACAGUAUGCUAGGUAAGGCAAUGUUGAUCAUAUAGACGACAGAGAGAGUGCUAAAGUGACCGAACUGUAGGAACGCCACCUUUGUCACUCGUGUCUGAGAUUUUGAUACUCAAUAAUGCUUUAUGGAUUUUUAAAUAUAAAAGGCUGUGUACCGAAA
This is a messenger RNA of Portunus trituberculatus (swimming crab), 10780 nucleotides long. RefSeq lists its product as uncharacterized. Gene Ontology annotation, cellular component: cytoskeleton; cytoplasm. Lineage: Eukaryota; Metazoa; Arthropoda; Malacostraca; Decapoda; Portunidae. Gene Ontology annotation, biological process: actin filament network formation; cortical actin cytoskeleton organization. Gene Ontology annotation, molecular function: actin filament binding. The record is from RefSeq and is a predicted model, not a curated record.